This is a messenger RNA of Macrosteles quadrilineatus (aster leafhopper), 1428 nucleotides long. RefSeq names its product fork head domain-containing protein crocodile-like. Gene Ontology annotation, biological process: regulation of transcription by RNA polymerase II; anatomical structure morphogenesis; cell differentiation. The transcript has a single exon. Bases 418 to 1428 code for a protein of 336 amino acids. Gene Ontology annotation, molecular function: RNA polymerase II cis-regulatory region sequence-specific DNA binding; DNA-binding transcription factor activity, RNA polymerase II-specific. Lineage: Eukaryota; Metazoa; Arthropoda; Insecta; Hemiptera; Cicadellidae. The record is from RefSeq and is a predicted model, not a curated record.
UAAUCCUGUUAGUCGAGGAGCGCGACGGGUGGUGGGGGUCGGUCGAUUCGGUCCGCGCGCUCCCAUUGGUCGAUGGGCGGGACCUCCCUCCGCCAAUAGCGCGGACCCGCGGCGUGGCGCGGUGGCUCAGUGUAGCCCCGGCCGGAUUGUUGAUCUAGUGUUACCCUCUAAUUCCGGAGCGCCGAGGAACCUCUGUUUUCUCAGUACAUCGAGCCGAAAGGAAACGGCCCGUUUGUUUUCACUUAAUCUCUGUGUAAACUCGCCGGUGUUGUGUGUCAUAAUAAGAGCGGGCCACUUCCUAACCUCACUUUUUUAUCGCGAACGUCUCGCCUCGACUCGGGCCGCUAAUACUGUUUGCAUACUAAACACCCGGACCUUCGGAUUACGUCUUGCUAUGCGUUAACCUCGUCUCGGAAAAUGCACACUCUGUUCGGCGACCAGAACGACUACCACCGCUACUACAGACAGACCGGAGGGUACCCCGGCACCCCAGUGGGCACCGCGUACCCUGGGUACGAGCAAUACGCGAGGUAUGGAUACACCACGCCGUACCCGCACCAGCAGCCGCUGCACGGGCCCUCCAAGGACAUGGUCAAGCCGCCGUACUCGUACAUCGCGCUGAUAGCCAUGGCCAUCCAGAACGCCGCCGACAAGAAGUGCACCUUGAACGGCAUCUACCAGUUCAUCAUGGAGAGGUUCCCGUACUACAGAGAGAACAAGCAAGGCUGGCAGAACAGCAUACGUCACAACCUCAGUUUGAACGAGUGUUUCGUCAAAGUGCCGCGUGACGACAAGAAACCCGGCAAAGGCAGCUACUGGACACUCGACCCGGACUCUUACAACAUGUUCGACAACGGCUCGUACCUCCGCCGCCGCAGAAGGUUCAAGAAGAAAGACGCUCUUAGAGAAAAGGAAGAAGCACUCAAACGUCAGCAGCAACAAGCGGAGGCGCAACUGUUGAAGCGACAAGACGACAAGACCACCAUCAGUCCCGUGCUGAGUUCCGACAUGAAACCCAAACAGUUGGAGUGCAAACCGAAGAAAGAACCUCAGGCGACAUUCAGUUCGUGUAUGAGCGCCAAGUACGCAUCGGGAGUUCCGGGACUCGACGUCAAACCGGUUCUGGAGCAGAGUCGUCUCCUGGAGCAGAUGGAGGUCCCCUUCAGCGUGGACUCGCUGAUGACGGGUUCGCAGGGCUACGGGAGAGUGCAGCCCCCGGUGUACAGUUACCAUUGCGCCCAGUACGACCAUGUGGACUCCGGUGGCGCAGUCCAGCAGUUCGCUCCGACCACCCCCUCGGGCAGACAUCCCACCUGGUACACCUCGGAUCCUGCGGAACUCUUCGAGCCCGUGCCCAACCCGUCGUGUCAGCUGGGCUUCCGAGCAGCCGCCUCGUCCUACUACCACCAGGAAACAGCCAAGUACUGA